AUGGGCAUGAUGGGAUCCAGCACAGCCGGCACCCAGCUUCCCAGCCAUGUCGGAGACAGGCUCGAAGAAAUUGCAUCUCAGUGCCCCAGAUAUCUCAAUCGCGUUUGGACACCAAAUUCAGGAGGUGAUCGCAGACUGAACACUCCGCACACGAUCAUCACACAUGCGAUCCUCAAUCGCACCCAGCCGAGCAGCAUACACGACGUAUCUCUCGAUCGGCUGACAUCCACGGUCAGGUCGCACCUCCGGAACGAGCACGGAUGCGAGAGUAUGUUCUCGUCGUGGACACAGUCUUUCCAUUUUGCGUGGACGUUGGCGGAGUGGAAGUGCUCUACAGAGAGCGUCGACACGGUCUACAUCAGUAUUGUUGACACCAAAAGGCUUCCAUCGACAUGUCGGGUCCUGUAUACCCCCGCUUUGGGCCACAUCCUGGGUACCCUCCGCGUAUUUGUUCAUGAGUUCUUGUGCUUCGGCGCAGUGGCAGGUGAUGCGCACUACGCCAUUCAAUACGGCCUUCUUCGAAGAUACGGUGGGCCGCAAUGGCCAAGAGCAAAAGCACUGUUCAUGGAGAAGGUGACUCGUGCUGAUGUGCCUGUGGAAUGGCGACUGGACUCAAGCAUCAUGACAGACGGCUACGCGUACACCGGGCCUAUAGCAGAAGCUUACCAUUCGAUCUGCUUCCUUCGAGAGAUGGUUGAGAAGAUGUACGGAGUCCACACCGCAGGAUCAGGAGCGCGUAUUGCAGGUCCCAGCGGAGAUGCCGCCAAUAGCCAUGCAGCGACACCGCGUGACAAAGCGAAUGCACCAGUCACUCGAGUCCCUCCGGAGGUUCUCCGGCUCUACAUCGACAUGGUGGGCUGGGAGCAUCCUGAGAACUUCACCGGGCUCAGGCCUCUCCCCGACAGAUGA
Saxophila tyrrhenica is the source of this 909-nucleotide messenger RNA. RefSeq lists its product as uncharacterized. NCBI's taxonomy places the organism in Eukaryota, Fungi, Ascomycota, Dothideomycetes, Mycosphaerellales, Extremaceae. The coding region runs from base 1 to 909 and encodes 302 amino acids. The transcript is spliced from 2 exons. The record is from RefSeq and is a predicted model, not a curated record.